Molecule: messenger RNA, 468 nt
Organism: Opisthorchis viverrini
Lineage: Eukaryota; Metazoa; Platyhelminthes; Trematoda; Opisthorchiida; Opisthorchiidae
Exons: 2
Coding region: 1-468 (155 amino acids)
Source: RefSeq, a predicted model, not a curated record
AUGCUACAAUGUGAGAAGGCAGAAGGACAGGAUGGUUUGAAUCCAGCCCUCUUCAAAGAAGGCGGAAAAUCCCUGGUGAUCCAGGAUGCUAUAUGGGACGAAGAGAAUGUGCCGGAAGAAUGCGGCAUGUCGACGGUUAUUCCUAUCUUCAAAAAGGUUGUCAGGAGCCUCUCCAGAAGACAACUCACGGCAGUGGAAGAAAACGUGCUUAUUAAAGGGCUUAAUUUCAAUUUCAAGGAUGCUAGUGAUUUAGAAUAUAUGGCCACUCUCGAAGCGGCCUUCAAAUCCAGCGACCUCAAUGAAGAAACCCAACAAGCGAUACGUCAAACCAUUGUACCAGCUAUCACGCGAAACAAAACACACAACGCUUUACUCACUAAAGAAAAAAGAGCAGUAAACAGCCUCAAAGCGGAUGGAACCAUCGUCAUUUUGCCAGGUGACAAAGGAAUAAGAACACAGAUGGGUUGA